AUGGCCAAACAGAAAGUGGACUUUGAAAACAGGUGCUUUCAAAAGAGGUGGGAGGCAGAGUGUCUGUUUACUGACAUUGAAGAUAAGGCCCUGUGCCUUGUUUGUGGAGCUAAUGUGAUUGUACUUAAAGAAUAUAACAUGAGACGGCACUAUGAGACGAAACGUCAGGACAAGUACAAAAACCUGCCCAUACAGCAGAAGCUAAAGAAGGUGGAAGAGUUUUAAAAGAGUCUGAUGUCACGGCAGCAUUUGUUCAGAAAAGCAAAAUCACAAAGUGAAGCUGCUGUGAAGGCUAGUUUUAUAGUGGCAGAAGAGCUAGCUAAAUCAGCCCAGCCAUUUACAGAGGGGGAGUUUCUGAAUUUCUGCAUGAUUAAAAUGUGCAGCUUGUGUCCAGACCAAAAGCAAGCAUUUUUUAAUGUAAGCCUAAGUAGAAAUACUAUGGCUGAUCAGAUAUGUGAGCUUGCUACUGAUUUACAAGUACAAUUGAUUGAAAAGGGAAAAGAUUUCACUGCAUAUUCUCUUGCUGUGGAUGAGAGCACUGACAUCACUGGCAUGGCACAGCUGGUAAUCUUUAUCCGUGGAGUCGACUCAAGUUUACACAUUACAGAGGAACUUUUGGAUAUGAAAUCAAUGCAUGGCACUAUCACAUGUGUAAAUGACAUGAAACUGCCCUGGGACAAACUUACAGGACUGACAACAGAUGGAAGACCUUCGAUGUGCAGGGAAAAGAGUGCAUUAAUGGGAAGGAUGCAAGAGAAGAUGAAGAGCAAGAAUUGCACAGCCAGGUCUCUAGACAAACUUUAUAAUUUUGCUGACUGCUCUGGCCUGCAUCUCAUCUUUGCACUAAAUGCUUUGCGCCGGAAUCCCAACAAUUCCUGGAACAGCUCCAAUGCUCUCAGCCUGCUCAAGUACAGUGCCAGCAAGAAGUACAAUAUCUCCUGGGAGCUGGGCAACGAACCAAAUAAUUACCGAACCCUCACAGGACGAGCAGUGAAUGGCACUCAGUUGGGCAAGGACUAUAUGCAGCUGAAGAGACUGCUACAAUUAAUCCGCACCUACUCCCGAGCCAGUCUGUAUGGGCCCAAUAUUGGGAGACCUAGGAAAAAUGUUGUCACCCUCUUGGAUGGGUUCAUGAAGGUGGCAGGGAACAUAGUAGAUGCAGUUACCUGGCAACAUUACUACCUUGAUGGCCGAGUGGCCAAGGUGACGGACUUCCUGAAAACACGCCUGUUAGACACACUCUCUGACCAGAUCAGGAAAAUCCAGAAAGUGGUCAAUGCACACAUGCCUGGAAAAAGGAUUUGGUUAGAGGGUAUCGGGGCUGCUUCUGAAGGAGGCAUCACUAAUCUCUCAGAUUCCUAUGCUGCCAGUUUCCUGUGGCUAAACUCUCUUGGGAUGCUAGCGAACCAGGGCAUUGAUGUGGUAAUGAGACACUCAUUCUUUGAUCAUGGGCACAACCAUCUUGUGGACCAGAACUUCAACCCAUUGCCGGACUACUGGCUGUCACUGCUAUACAAGCAACUUGUUGGACCCAGAGUACUUGCUGUUCAUGUAGCUGGACUGCAGAGAAAACCUCGCCCUGGCAGGGUGAUUCGUGAUAAGUUACGCAUCUAUGCUCACUGCACCAGUUACUACAACCAUAAUUAUGUCCGUGGUUCUAUCACAAUUUACAUUAUCAACUUGCAUCGGUCACGAAAGAAAAUUAAGUUGGUAGGGACCCUUCGGGACAAGCUUGUCCAUCAGUAUGUGCUGCAACCCGAUGGUCAGGAAGGACUUCAGUCAAGGUCUGUGCAGCUUAAUGGACAGCUCCUCACUAUGCUGGAUGAUGGAACCUUGCCAAAUCUGAAGCCUCGUCCUCUUCGUCCUGGCCGAACCCUUGUUAUUCCACCUCUCACUAUGAGCUUCUACGUGGUGAAGAAUGUUAAUGCCCUGGCGUGCCGGUACCGGUAGCUCUACCAAACCCUACUGCCAAGGGCAGACCUUGAGACCCUCUUGGGCCACUUCUUGGCAGGGGUGUGCAGACAUAAACAGGAAAAUGAGGACAGAAGUGCCUCCAGGAAAACACUGGCUAUCCACAGCUGUUUCACAUGUUCUUAUGGUCCUAGCAUCCCCACCUGCUAUGGUGAUUUCCAAAUAAGCAGUAUUUUAAACCCUUUAGACUAUUAUAGAGUGGGGACUUUGUGCCACCUUGUGGGCAACGAAGAAGCUGUAAUAUGAAGCUGUAAUAUUUCUGGUUUUCUCUGCUCAGCAAGUGCAAAGUCAAGAUGCAUCGAUCCAUCAAGCCAGAGGCUACCAAAACAGUAUCAGCAGAAAGAGGCUUAGAAUCUGCUAUUUCAACUUUAUCCCUGUGGGUGGUGUGCCCCCUACUGGCAAGUGGCAACAGAACAAGCAAUGUAGCCAGGAAAACACAUCUAGAGGAGCCAGAAUUGUAUCUUGAAGAAUUAAGCACCCAGUGGUGCUGCAGAAGAAAGACAACCCAGAUAUGAAAUUAUCUAUAGCUGCUUGAGCCUAUGGCAUUGUGGGAUGGAAAAGAAGAGGAUUGGUCUUGGCCACUGUAAAUAGUGCUGCCUCCUGGGAGCAUUUGCUGUAAAUGUUAACUAUUAAAUUAUAUUUUCUGAAAAGCUGAAAAAAAUACUUGUAAGAACAGAGAAAUUGAGGCUUUUAAAAAGUUUCCUACUUCUUGGGGCACAGAUAAAUUAUAUCAGAUGGUGCGUGAAUGACAUAUUUAAAAACAGCUAUUAUAUUUCUGUUUCAAUAUUCUGAAGCCUCUGCAUCAUACUAAGUCUGGGCUGCAAAACUCUGUAUGGCAGCAAAGAACUAUAAUCUACUAUGUCUCUUUGCUUUCAUUUGGUGGUCCUUCAGAUUUUUUGCUAACCAGAGCCAGUAGCUCUAUCCCUGCACUUUCUAAAAGUGGUGUUUAUAUUAAUUUAGAUGUCACAACUAAUUAUGAGCAACCAGACAUCUAUUAUGUUACCAAUAACCGUGCACACUUUUCCAGUCUGAGGAUCCAUCCUAUUCUUUUCACUCUCAUGCAUAAUUAUCUAGCCUUUUAGAUACAGUCCACUCCACAUUAUUCAUCUCUAUUCAUUUCAUCUAACUCAAAUGUUACUAAAAGAAGCAAAGCAUUUAUACAGUAUUCUCCAAGAUUAAAUUAAGUUAGCCUGGGAGGAAGAUAAUUCAUAUAUAAAGUCUUGGGGGUUUUUUGGGUUGACAUUAAAUGUAAACGAUAAGGACAUUUAAAAUAAAAAUGAAACUUCCACUAUGUUAAUAUAUACUUCUUGUCAAUAGGAAAAGAAAAAGAAGAAGAAUGAGAAACUAGAAGAGGUGCAAAAGAAAGAACUUUUCACAAGUGCCGUCUAAUAAGAGUAGUUAAUUCUUUAUUGUUUUGUUAUCAAGUAGAGGCCUCACCAAACGACUUGCCUAAUUAUUUAAUGGCCUCUCAAGUUCAAAAAUAGUUUUGACAUAGAUUUAUUUUAUUAUAGAAUGAAAAUUUCUAAACUAGUUUUCUUGAUCCUUUUUGCUCAUAAUUAUUUUGUUAUGUGCAUGAUUGAUUUAAUUUCCUCUAGGACAGCAAACCAAUUACAGAAAAAAUUGUGCCACUGUUGUUGUUAGGCAUGCAAGACCAGGAAUAAAGCAAACUAAGUCCGAAUCAUAUUAUUUAUGUAAUGCUUUAGAGUUUUCAAUUACUUUAGAUAUAGUAUUAUUGUUGUUGUUGUUAUUGUUAUUAUUAUUAUUAUUAUUCAUUACAAUAACUGUAGAAGAUAGAUCAGCAUUUUUAGUUCUAUAUGACAAAUGAAGGAUGGGCAUAGAAGAAGCAGUAACCUGCCUUGAAAGAAACUGAGCAAAUACACAGCAAAGGCAAGAACAACGAAUGUUUUGAUUAAUGGAUUAGCUUAUAAAUGUUGUAGUAAUGAUUUACUGUAUUAACAGGGUGAACUAAAUGAUCUUUGUGACAUAUUCCAAGUGCAAUGCUAUGCUUCCAGCAAAACCAUUGCUCAUCACAGUGUAAAACUGAACAACAUUUUUGCAAAAACUGAUGACUGAUUUGCCAAAACUCCUAGUACCUUUUACUGGGAUUGCCUGGGAUGCUAUGCUUGCCUAUAACUUGUGAAACAGUCUUGAGUUUCUGAACAUAAUUGCAGAAGCUGUAUUCCCCACUUUGUUUCUCCCUGUCCUCUCACCCAACUCUGUUGUUCUGUCUGCUCUGCAGUAAAAUAUAUUGUAGCCUGAAUUAGAUGUACGGAAUAUGAAAAAUGAAUUGUAAAACAACAAUAGAUGCCACCUCCAACCAUCAAUGCAAAUAUUCUCCCUUUUUGCAUCUUCUCUGAGAAUUACUGAGUAGGGUUGGACCUGGCUGGUAUUUAGAUGUGAGGCCACCAAAAAAAGGCCAGACUGGGAACAAGAAAAUGCAUUCCACAAGAAAGGCAACUAGAAAACAUUUCUCUAUUGCUACACACAAAAUAACAUGAAAUCCUCCACUUAAACUCAACUCCUUCUUGUCCUGUCUCUAAACUGACAAACUUGUAAAGGAUAGAAAAUGAUAGUGUGGAAGGAUUGGAAUACUCUCAGAAUGAAACAAAACAGAAAAGCAAAAUUUAGUGUCACUUACAGUUGAGAAAAAUAACCUGCAAAUAUUUAAUCCAAAAUAGUAAAAAUGAGAGGUACACAAUAUUCCUUCUCUAAUUCAACUUUAUAAAAAAAGAGUUGUGGAGAAUUUAGUUUUUUAAAAAAAAAAUACUAAAAUAACAAAAUAGAAUUGUUGAACAGCAAAAUGAAACAGUACUGUGUUGUGGCCUGUUCCUUGUCACAUAAAGUCAUAGCAAUUUGUGAAUGUUGGGCCAAUAUUUUCUACAGGAUUCUUCCUGUGGCUCUUUUGGUCCUUUUCUGCACUGGCAGUAGUGCAUCAAAGUAAUUCCAUGACUUGUGCUCCAUUGCUCAAGAGAUUAUUUUUCUACAGGCAUUUCCAGGUUUCAGCUCUGUGGGAACCAUCGACAGCAUGUGCUUGUUAAUCCGUACCCCCUAAAGAUAAACAGGACUACUUCCUCCAUAUAGGUUUUGUAUCCAAAGUAGUACAAAGUAGUCUUUGGUAACCACAUCACUUUUUUAUAUUCAAUUAUUGUAAAAAUCCACUUUAUUUCAAUUUAAGAUUGAAUAUGAUAUAAUUGGAUUGAGCAGUCUAAAGGUUUAGGUGUGAGUAAAAUAUCACACCUGUGAUAUCACAACUGUGUCCUUAAAUUGUUCAAUGACAGAAAAUUAACAUAUGGAGAAACCCUUGUUUCUUUCCCCAAGACAAAGUGUUCCUACCACUUCAUUUCAGAUCACUUACUGUUGAAAUGCAUUUUAUUUUGACUAAAUUUCUAUAAAGUGAAGAAUAUUAUGUGAACUUAGCCAUUUUGCUGUAUUCAAUGAAUCAUAGUUAAACAAACCAUGGUGUGUGCGAACCAAUCUAGAAGAGUAUAAAAAGUUUAGAAGUGUCCAAGUAAAAGAUGAAAAGUCUUACGUUGACUAUCCCAGUUCAGUAUAUAUGAACAGAAAUAUUUUUUACUAUUUUCCAGUUUGUAAUUGGGAGGAUGCAUUAUUUUCCUGAUCAGAAGCUUCCAUUAUCUUGUACCAGAAAGCACAACUGCUUACAGUCCUAGCAAUUCUAAGAUUUUCCUAAGAAAAUCUAGAAAUGUGUAUGUCAUCCAGAAUUGCGAGAUGAUAUGGCCUAAAAUAUAAUUAAAUACAUUUCAUAUCUGA
Molecule: messenger RNA, 5739 nt
Organism: Crotalus tigris (Tiger rattlesnake)
Lineage: Eukaryota; Metazoa; Chordata; Lepidosauria; Squamata; Viperidae
Gene: HPSE2
Product: heparanase 2 (inactive)
Cellular component (GO): membrane; extracellular matrix
Molecular function (GO): hydrolase activity, acting on glycosyl bonds
Source: RefSeq, a predicted model, not a curated record